AUGGAAAAAACAUUUGCAAAAAAGGGUGUGAAGGCCAUUGUAAUCACCACACUCCUCAAUGAACAUUUCAUCUCCAAAGUCAUUGGAAAAUCCAAAACUAAUGACAACAAGAUCCAUGUCCAAACCAUCGAGUUCCCUUCUACCGAGGCUAGUUUGUCGGGUGGCUGUGAAAAUACUGACUCAGUACCUUCUCUAGAUUUGGUUCAUGCAUUUUGUAUGGCUACCGGUUUGCUACAAGAUCCGCUUGAACAACUAUUACUCAAGGAACGUCCAAAUUGCAUUGUUGCUAAUAUAUUCUUCCCAUGGGCAAUUGAUGCUACUGCCAAAUUUGGAAUUCCUAGGCUAGUCUUCCACGGGAAUGGUUUCUUCUCCUUGUGUGCUGACACAUGUACGAUGCUCUACGUGCCUUUCAAAGAUGUUUCUUUUGAUUUUGAGUCGUUCCUAAUUCCUAAUCUUCCUGAUCAUUUGAGGAAUGUGCUUGGAAGAAAAGCAUGGCAUAUUGGUCCCUUGUCUCUUUGCUACAAAGACUCGGAAGAGAAAGCACAUCGAGGAAAGGAGGCAUCUAUUGACAGACAUGAGUGCCUGAACUGGCUUGAGACAAAGAAACCCAAUUCAGUUAUUUACAUAUGCUUUGGAAGUUUGACAAACUUACCUGAUUCUCAACUUAGAGAGAUUGCUAUGGGUCUUGAGGCUUCAGGGCAACAAUUCAUGUGGGUAGUGAGGAAAAACAAAGAAGAUGGAGUCGAAUGGCUACCCGAUGGACUUGAGAAAAGGAUGGAAGGUAAGGGAUUAAUCAUAAGAGGGUGGGCACCUCCAGUGUUAAUUCUUGAAGACAAGGCAAUUGGAGCAUUUGUGACUCAGUGUGGAUGGAAUUCGACCUUGGAAGCAGUGUCUGUUGGUGUUCCCAUGAUAACUUGGCCAUUUAUUGCGGACCAAUUUUUCAAUGAGAAGUUGGUGACAGAAGUCCUUAAAUUUGGGGUACCUGUUGGUGCCAAAGCAUGGGCUGGAGUGGGAGGAGAUAUUGUUAGAUGGGAUGCAAUGGAGAAGGCAGUGAAGAGGAUAAUGACAGGGGAAGAGGCCAUUGAAAUGAAGAACAGAACAAAAGUGCUUUCAGAGCUAGCGAAGGGGCAGUGGAAGAAGGAGGAUCCUCAUAUUCGGAUUUGA
Molecule: messenger RNA, 1164 nt
Organism: Sphenostylis stenocarpa
Lineage: Eukaryota; Viridiplantae; Streptophyta; Magnoliopsida; Fabales; Fabaceae
Source: the annotation of a GenBank genome assembly